Messenger RNA from Sapajus apella (tufted capuchin), 1495 nucleotides. RefSeq names its product Rap guanine nucleotide exchange factor like 1 (gene RAPGEFL1). The record is from RefSeq and is a predicted model, not a curated record. Lineage: Eukaryota; Metazoa; Chordata; Mammalia; Primates; Cebidae. The coding region runs from base 376 to 1449 and encodes 357 amino acids. The transcript has 5 exons.
GCAGCCGCCGCCGCCGCCGCCGCGUCCUCUCAGCCUUGCGCUCCGCCCGCUGCUUCUGCCGCCGCAGCCCAGCCCGGGAGCGCAGAGCCGGGGGCACCGGCCCCACAGCCUGCCCACUCUUCGGGCCGCGUGCCGGCUACAGCGGCAUGGGGGGCUGCUGAGAGCCGGCACUCCUUCCCUCUGGCACCUCCCCCGGCUACUGGCCACUGGACUCUGGCCAGCGAGGCUCGGCACCUCUGGCCCCUAGUCCGGCGCCUGGCACGGCCCUCUACUCUGCUCCUCCAGCUCUGAGCAUCGUGUCCCCGCGCCCCCCCCCGCCCGCGCCAGGGACACCUGGGUCCCCCGGCGGCCCCUAGGAGAGGGGCGGGGGGGGGCAUGAAGCCGCUGGAGAAAUUUCUGAAGAAGCAGACGUCGCAGCUGGCUGGCCGAACGGUGGCGGGAGGUCCCGGCGGGGGUCCGGGGAGCUGCGGCGGGCCUGGAGGGGGUGGGGGACCUGGCGGGGGCGGCGGUCCAGCCGGGGGACCGCGGUCCCUGCAGCGGCGUCAGAGCGUGUCUCGCCUGCUGCUCCCCGCUUUCCUCCGGGAGCCCCCCGCCGAGCCGGGGCUGGAGCCGCCCCCUGAGGAGGAAGGGGGAGAGCCGGCGGGGGUCGCGGAGGAGCUGGGCAGCGGGGGGCCCUGCUGGCUGCAGCUGGAGGAGGUGCCGGGGCCGGGACCGCUCGGGGGAGGGGGGCCCCUGCGCUCCCCUUCCUCCUACUCCUCUGACGAGCUGUCCCCGGGUGAGCCCUUGACUUCGCCACCCUGGGCCCCGCUGGGCGCCCCCGAGCGGCCGGAGCAUCUUCUGAACCGGGUUCUGGAGCGACUGGCCGGAGGGGCCACCAGGGACAGCGCCGCCUCAGAUAUCCUGCUGGAUGACAUUGUCCUUACGCAUUCUCUCUUCCUCCCGACGGAGAAAUUUCUGCAGGAGCUACACCAGUACUUUGUUCGUGCAGGAGGCAUGGAGGGUCCUGAGGGGCUGGGCCAGAAGCAGGCCUGUCUAGCCAUGCUUCUCCAUUUCUUGGACACCUACCAGGGACUGCUUCAAGAGGAAGAGGGAGCCGGCCACAUCAUCAAGGAUCUAUACCUGCUAAUUAUGAAGGACGAGUCCCUUUACCAGGGCCUCCGAGAGGACACUCUGAGGCUGCACCAGCUGGUGGAGACAGUGGAACUAAAAGAGAUCUUUCAUGCUCCUAUUCCAAAGGCAUCCCUGCUCCCCAUGCUUCUAAGAGAAAGUGAAACAUCCCAGCAUUCAACACCCUUCCCUUUCUGCCUUCUGCUGUUUCUUCCCGUCUUAUCUCCCACAUCCCGUUCUGACACCGCAACUCCUGCACUCUCCAACUUCCCACAGUCAGUUAUAUUGUCCACCCCAGAAUGCCCUUCUCCUACCCCCUUCUCUUUUUGUUCUUUUUUUUGAGACAGAGUGUCGCCCUGUCACCCAGGGUGUAGUAUAGUGGCACAAU